Molecule: messenger RNA, 763 nt
Organism: Culicoides brevitarsis
Lineage: Eukaryota; Metazoa; Arthropoda; Insecta; Diptera; Ceratopogonidae
Gene: RpL13A
Product: large ribosomal subunit protein uL13
Exons: 4
Coding region: 78-707 (209 amino acids)
Biological process (GO): translation; negative regulation of translation
Cellular component (GO): ribosome; cytosolic large ribosomal subunit
Molecular function (GO): structural constituent of ribosome; mRNA binding
Source: RefSeq, a predicted model, not a curated record
CACUGCCAUGCCCAGUUACAAUUUUAUUGUUGCGUCACCAGCUCGAAAUCUCUUUCUUUUCUUCAUUGAAUUUCAACAUGACGGGCUUUACAAACAAGGCCAUUGUUAUUGACGGUCGUGGCCACUUAUUGGGCCGAUUGGCAUCAGUGAUUGCCAAGCAAUUGUUGAACGGUGAUCAAGUCGUCGUUGUCCGUUGCGAAGACUUGCAACAAUCCGGACACUUUUUCCGCAACAAGAUCAAGUUCUUGUCUUAUUUGAGAAAACGUUGCAACGUUAACCCCGCUCGUGGUCCAUUCCACUUCCGUGCACCUAGCCGUAUGUUGUACAAAGCUGUCAAAGGCAUGGUUCCUCACCAAACACAACGCGGCAAGAAUGCAUUGAAACGCCUGAAGGUAUUCGAAGGUUGCCCACCACCAUUCGACAACGUCAAACGUUUGUGCGUCCCAAUCGCCAUGAAGGUCUUGUGCCUCCGCUCGGACCGUAAAUUCUGCAAGAUUGGACGUGUCGCCCACGAAGUUGGAUGGCAAUACAAGGACGUCGUCGCCAACUUGGAAGCCAAGAGAAAGAUCAAGUCUCGUUUGGCUUAUCUACACAAGAAGAAGUUGAAGACCCUCACAAGAAAGGCGCGCACCACGAUCGCCAAGAAGAUCGAGCCACAAAAUGCAGUUCUUAAACAAUACGGAUACAUUACAAAUGAGACAAAGUAAAAAAGUUGAUUGUAAACCUUUGCGAUUAAAAUCUACGGAAUAAAUUUUGAACUGUA